AAUGAAUUGGUAAUGCAUCGUGCGUGGGUUUUAUUUUUGGCGGCGUCUUGUGAUUUUUUUUGUGUAAAUUGUUAAUUUUAAGUGUCCUCCAUGAUGGAUUCUCAAGAAAUAUCCUCUCCGGAGUCAAUCAUUGAAAGUACUCCGGAGGAUGCUAAAGAAAUCAAAGCCAUUGACAGGAUAUCUGUGCAUAAAAUUUGUUCAGGCCAGGUAAUCCUUGGCCUUGGUUCGGCUGUAAAGGAACUCGUGGAGAAUGCCCUGGAUGCCCAGGCAACACUGAUUGAGGUUAAAUUGAAGGAUCACGGCUUGGAAUCCGUGGAAGUGUCUGACAAUGGGAUUGGGGUGGAAAAGGACAAUUUCAAGGGAUUGACUGCAAAGUAUCACACGUCCAAAAUUCGAGAUUUUAGAGAUUUGGAACAAGUGGCGACUUUUGGCUUUCGAGGAGAGGCUUUGAGCUCCCUGUGUGCCCUCUCGGACAUGGUUAUCACCACCAGGCACAAAUCUGCUGGGUGUGGCACACGAAUUGAGUUUGACUACCGCGGAGACAUUAAAGGAGAACUUCCGUGUGCCCGACAGGUGGGUACAACGGUGCAGCUGAAGAAUCUCUUUGGUUCCCUCCCCGUGCGCAAGGCUGAAUUCCGUCGGAAUGCAAAGAAGGAAUUCACGAAAAUGUGCACAAUCCUGCAGAGUUACUGCCUCUCUGCGACUGGAGUGAGGAUUCUCUGCACAAACACCACGCCGAAGGGCACGAAAACGACCAUUUUUCACACUGAGGGCGGAAGGGACGUCCUGGAGAAUAUCAGGAAUGUUUUCGGGGCGAAACAAGUGACGGAUUUAGUGAGAAUCAAGCCAGCACUCGAGAGGGAUGAUCAAUUCACGCAGGAAACGUUCCUGGAGUUGGAUUUGGAGGAAGUUCGCACGGAAGAUCUGGAGAAACUCAAUGUGAUGCAAUUCUCAAUCAAUGGAUGGAUCUCAAGCUGUUCCCAUGGAGCAGGGAGAUCAUCCCGUGAUCGUCAAUUCAUCUACAUCAACUCCCGGCCGUGUGAAAUGAAGAAAAUCCUCCAGACCAUCAAUGACGUCUACCACAAGUACAACAUCCAUCAAAAUCCCUUUGUUUACCUCGAUAUCCGGAUGGAGAAUUCCCGGGUGGAUGUGAAUGUGACUCCCGACAAGCGACAGCUGUUCAUUGCCAAUGAAAACAUCCUCUUGUUGGCAAUAAAAAUCUCCCUCAUGAGAACCUUCAAUGAAUGCGCCUCAAACUACCGGAUUGAGAAGCCACAGAAAUCCAUCAAACUCCCGGAAAAGCCAUCAAAGGAAGUUGACGCAUUCCCCUCGAGUCAGGAGAAGUUCUCCCAGAAGCUGUCUCAGUGGAAGGCAACCGGGAAGACGGAUGAAAAGUGGAGUGGGCAGAAAAUGAAGCGGAAGGUGGAAGAUGAGAUCACAGCCAGGAGGAAUAAAAUGCAAAAAAUCCAAGCAAUCCUCGAGAGUCCCGAACGGGUGACCAAAACGAGGAUUUCAUGUGGAAGCACCUCAAAGAGAGAUAUUUCCUUUGAAGUCAUUACUCCGGAACACAGAAAAACUCCUCAAUUCCCUUCAGAAUGUUCUGAGAAGAAGAUUCCCGAAGAAAGGAAAUUUCCUGAAAGAAAAUCCCCAGAGUUGCUACUUGAUGCCCCAGAGAAGCCUCUGAUUACUCCUAGACAGCUUCCCGGCAGCAGCAAACAACCCCAACCGAAGAAAGAACCAGAAGUGAAACUUCCGGAAAUUCUGGAUGAUGAUGUGAUUGACGUGAACUCUGUGGUUAAUUCCUACUCUUCCCGGGCUAAAAUUCGCCAAAUGGUGCAAAAGCUCCGAGUCUCUGUGGCGGAAAUUCGUGAGAAAUCCCAACAGGAAGGAAAAGCAAAGCAGGAAGCAGCGGGGAAGCUUCCUUCCAUGAAGCGCCUGCGGUUCAAGGCAAAACUCAAUCCGGGCAUUAAUGAUGCCGCCGAAGAGGAGCUAAGUCGCGAAAUUGACAAAACAUCCUUCGCGCGGAUGAAGGUUAUCGGGCAGUUUAACUUAUCCUUCAUCAUUGCUCGCCUGGACAGUGAUCUCUUCAUCAUUGAUCAGCACGCAACGGAUGAGAAGUACAACUUUGAGCAACUUCAGGCAACGGAAAAGAUUCAAUCGCAACCCUUGGUUAUUCCGCAAUCCCUGGAAUUGAGUGCAGUGAAGGAGCUGCAGCUGAUGGACAAUAUGGAGGUGUUCCAGCGCAAUGGAUUCCACUUCAGUGUGGAUCCGGAGGCGCCCAUGACGCGACGUAUUAAACUUGUGCAGAAACCUCAGAGUAGGAAUUGGGAUUUUGGCCUGGAGGACAUUGAGGAGCUUCUGUUUAUGCUUCAGGAUGCCCCGGCGGGGAUCACGUGUCGCCCAUCGCGUGUUCGUGCCAUGUUCGCAUCGAGAGCCUGCCGGAAGUCCGUGAUGUUCGGCAUGGCGCUCAAAAGGAGCGACAUGAGGCGCCUCCUGGAUCACAUGGGAGAGAUUAAGCAUCCCUGGCAUUGUCCCCACGGUCGACCAACCAUGAGGCACCUUCUCAAUCUCAGCAUGGUCAGAGAUUGACUUCCUCUCACCCCCAUUGGUGUCCAGCAUGCUUUCCGGAAAGAAAUUCAGCACCGUGAUGGUCGUAAAAAGUUCAAAUUGUUUUGUUUUUUAAAUAAAAAGUCAAAAAGAAAA
Molecule: messenger RNA, 2703 nt
Organism: Lutzomyia longipalpis
Lineage: Eukaryota; Metazoa; Arthropoda; Insecta; Diptera; Psychodidae
Gene: Pms2
Product: mismatch repair endonuclease PMS2
Exons: 3
Coding region: 91-2589 (832 amino acids)
Biological process (GO): mismatch repair
Cellular component (GO): MutLalpha complex
Molecular function (GO): ATP-dependent DNA damage sensor activity; mismatched DNA binding; ATP binding
Source: RefSeq, a predicted model, not a curated record